ACAGUCCCACUGUGGGGAGAGCAAGUUUUUUGAGGACAACCUUAAUUUUCAUUUUCUAAUCUUCUGAGGUUAAACGCCAAGUGGGGUGCCAAGCCAAGAAAAAUAACAAGAAAGAAGAUACUUCAAUUUGAAAACGCGAUCUGUGGGACGGGCCAUUUUUCCAGUUUUCCAUUUUGAGUCUGAGUUGCUGUUGUUGAGAGAUUACAUGAAGCAGACCACAUUCGAAGCCCAAGCCUUUUUGGAAGCUGUGCAGUUCUUCCGGCAGGAGAAGGGUCACUACGGCGCCUGGGAAGUGAUUACUGGAGAUGAAGUCCAGAUCCUGAGUAAACUGGUGAUGGAGGAGCUCCUGCCGACCCUCCAGACUGACCUGCUGCCUAAACUGAAGGGGAAGAAGAAUGACAGAAAGAGAGCCUGGUUUGGACUCCUGGAGGAAGCCUACAAUCUGGUUCAGCACCAAGUUUCAGAAGGAUUAAGUGCCUUGAAGGAGGAGUGCAGAGCUCUGACAAAGGACCUGGAAGGGACCAUCCGCUCAGACAUGGAUCAGAUUGUGAACUCAAAGAACUUUCUAACUGGGAAGAUCAGAGCAAUGGUGGCUCAGCCGGCCGAGAAUCGCUGUGGGGAAAGUGUGCAGCCCUUCCUGGCAUCCAUUCUGGAGGAGCUAAUGGGGCCGGUGAGCUCCGGUUUCAGUGAAGUCCGUGCACUUUUCGAAAAAGAAGUAGAUGAACUCAGUCAGAGCUUCCACACCACCCAGGACGGUGCCCAGCUGAAGGAGUGUCUAGACCAGCUAAUGAAGCUUCCUCUGGAUUCUGUGAAGAUGGAGCCUUGUUACACUAAAGUCACCCUGCUUCCAGAGCGCCUGCUGGACCUCCAGAGUCGCUUCAGAUUCCCUCACGUUGAUCUGGUGGUCCAGAGGACUCAGAACUACAUGCAGGAGCUCAUGGAGAAUGCUGUGUUCACAUUUGAGCAGUUGCUCUCCCCAUAUCUUCAAGGAGAGGCUUCCAGAACAGCAGUGGCCAUCGAGAAGGUUAAGCUCCGUGUCUUAAAGCAAUACGAUUACGACAGCAGCACCAUCCGCAAGAAGAUCUUCCAGGAGGCAUUGAUUCAGAUCACACUACCCACUGUGCAGAAGGCGCUGGCGUCCACAUGCAAACCAGAGCUUCAGAAAUAUGAGCAGUUCAUCUUCGCAGACCACACCAAUAUGAUCCAUGUUGAGAACAUCUAUGAAGAGAUUUUGUAUCAGAUCCUCCUCGAUGAGACCCUGAAAGUGAUAACGGAAGCAGCUAUCUUGAAGAAACACAACUUAUUUGAAGACAACAUGGCCUUACCCAGUGAAAGUGUGUCCAGUCUGACAGACCUCAAAACCUCCAUGGGGUCAAACCAGGCCAGCCCAGCCAGAGGAGCAUCUGCCAUUCUCCCAGGAGCUCCAGGCGAUGAGGCUCCAGGCAGCGAAGUGUUCCAGGGGCCUGAGGAAAAGCAGCAGCAGCCUGGGGUCCCUGGCUCGCUGGCCAGAGAAGAAAGUGCUUCCAUCUCUGGGUCCAGCCCUCCUUCAGGUGAGGAUGGGCAGGUGUCUGUGUCCGGUGUGGAUAACUCUGCCGGGAACCCUCUCAGUGCAGAUAAUUCAGCAGGACCUCUCAGCUCACACUUGUCAGAGGCAGAAGCUGGGGAGCCCCCUAAAGAUGAGGAAACAGCCCACAAAAGGCCAGAGUCUAGCGCCGUGCCAGGGUCCUUGAGGGAACUGAAGGAGUUGUUGACUGUGACGGUGUUCGUCGAGUCUGCCCCAGAGAUUGGAAAUGAUACACUAAACGGGACACCUGUUCCCCAAGAAGAUAAAAAAGAAGAAGAAGAGGAGGAGGAAAGCAAGAUCCACCCAGAAGCCAGCGGCCCAGCUGCCAUCCAGCAGGACAGCUGUGAAGAAAGUGAAGUCAGAGAGAGGGAGGCCCAUCCUAUGCCUUUGGAAGCUGAGGCUCCUGGGGUGAACUUGGGGACACUGCCAGAGGGUAGAGGGCCUACCUCUCAGUCUACCGGUGAGGGACUCACUGAGAACACCAGCUGUCUAGGCCCCAUAGAGGAGCCAUCUGAGGCUCAAGGGCCCACUGAGGAGGUGCUCCUAGCCACAGUUUCCACACAGGACAGCACCGAGGCAGGAGGUGAGGCUGUGCAUUCUGUGACAGUCACACCUCAAGAAGAUGCCACGUUAAGUUCUAACCCCAUCUGUCCCGUGGAGAAUAAUGAGGGGCCCCAGGUUUCUGAGGAUCAGGAAGUGCUGGGAGGGAAUGAUAGCCCAGCCCUUGCUAUGGAUACAGAGCAAAUCAACGAUGCCCAUGUGUAUGAGUGCCACUGGGAGGUAGAAGAUGCCCCGAGCGCCGACAUCCUAGAUGUUCACGAUUGUGAUGUGGGCUCCCCAGGGGAGUGGUAGAAUCAGUUUGCCGGUCUUUUUUCUUUUAAAACUGUCAGUCAAGGGGUAUUAGUUAUGGGUAUCCUUAGGGGGUUGCAUGUGACUCGCUAUAAAAAUUAUGAAAUGUUUCUUUAAUUUGAAAGAUGAAGCCAGAGUGCACAGACGGUGGGAGCAGUGAGCAGGCUUUGGGGCGCUGAAGUGCUCCCCAUGAAUGAUCUAUCACUUUGGCAUUUUAAUAGGAAUGGUAAGAGAACUGAAGCAUUGGGGCAAAGUCAAAGGGGAUCCAGAAAGGGGAGCAGAAAAUGACACAUCAAUAAUCUCUUCACUGAAACGUGGUACACAUUUUGAACUGAGUGUUAAGGCCUUUUUAGCAAGCAUGAGAAGGACUCCAGCCUCAACACCUGCUCAGCUGUCACUCCUCACCUGGUCGGCUGCACUGUCUCCUGUCCUUAGACAGGUCACAAGAAAGAGGAAGUCAUGAACCAGGCACCCCUGUCCUGCAAAGUACAGAGCCAGUCACCGCUGGUAGAGCUCAGGGGAUGCAGAGCAGAAACCCAAGGUGGAAGGUCUGUGGAACUAUGGAGCCCUGUUCCUAACCCUGCUAGCAAUCCCUUGCUGGUUAAUUCUGCUGGUUUACAUUAAUUAAUCACCCUUUAAGGAAAUUCAGGCAGGGUAAGAGAUUUCACUGGCAUGAAUCAGCCUUAGGUUGUACAAAGUGCUUGUCUAAAUUUUCUAGCUCGAAACCUACCAGUGACACAGACAUGACUUGAACAGAUACUGCAUGCUCUGUUAGUCGUCAUAAUAAAUAAAAGACCAGCGCUUUGCUUUCAUAUAAAUGAGAAGACUCAUGGGAAUUCAGCCUAGAAGGAAAGAAUAUUCCGAAUUUUAAGUUUUUUUUUUCUUUCUUUUUUUUCAGAGCUGGGGACCGAACCCAGAGCCUUGCGCUUGCCAGGCAAGCACUCUACCACUGAGCUAAAUCCCCAACCCCCCGAAUUUUAAGUUUUAAACCAUGAUGGCUUUUACUCCUCCUAUUCACAUGGCUCUGGUUUAUUCUCGGGGGGGGGGGGGGGGAGAGGAAUGAAUUAAUGAAUGGAUGAAAAGAGGAAUGAAUGAGAAGUUUAUGUAAUUACCACGGACUUUACUUUUACCAGUGUAGAAAUCACUCAACAGAUUGUUUUCUUAGGAAUCCCUUCAGGCACAAACCUGGGGACACCAUGAUGAGAAGACUGAAAGAAACAGAAAGAAAUUGACCUCUAAAAUAAAUGGCAGCCUGUAACUGUCAGUGUAGGACACGAAUGCACUUCGUUGCAGUAAGACCUAUCACGUUGUGUUUCGGGAAAGGCUCACACUGUUCCCAGAAGGUUUCAGCUGCAGGUAGUGGACUGGUUCUUCCUUUCACACAUCUUAACCUCAGCGCCUCACCCGUCAGCUUCGGGGUUGGCUUUACUCAGUGCCAUCAAGCACCUCCUUCAGAGGACUUAUCCCACACUUAGCCGUUUAAGCGGGAAUUAAGCAAUCUCCCUCCCCACCCCUCCCACGAAGGCUUUCUGGGACUUCUGAGGCACAGAGGAUGAGUAACAAUCAUGCCAGCAUGGUCUCACACUGAGUCACUUUACCUUUUUUUCCUGAAUCACUUGCGUCCUUGUGUCCAUGAGAUAUCCCACGACUAAGUGAGGAAGGACUAACCAGGCGUCUCACCAGUAAGUGAGGAUAGCCCACGCUCCCUGUUUACCUUUUACCCAGUCUUUAGUAUGGUGCACUGAGUGGUGUUUACUUCCACAACCUCCUCCUCUCCUUCAAGGACUGAAACUGGGGAUUAGUCAUCGUUUGUUCUUUCAAACCUACAGCCUUCAUAAUGGCUUUCUGCUUGCCAAGAAGCUUUAACAUCCCAGGGCCUAGGAUAAGGGCUGACAAGUUUCAUGCUACUCCGGAAAUGUGGGAGCUGAGCGCCCGGCAGACACGCUGCUAUGCAGGGGCUAUUUGGGGCUUGCUUUUAGGGAUUUGUUUCCAAUUGAGCUUUCUGACCUUGUUGAAUCUUCCCAUAAAUAAAGUCCAAAGCUGAAGAGGCAGAUAGCCAAAUGGCCAGCAGCAUGUCCAGUCAGUCAGAGAGCCAAGAGAGCAGCAUCUGGCCUCACAAACACUACCCUUCUUUCUCAGAGGGCCACGGCUAUUGUGGAGCUCCCAGCUCAUGCCAACCCCGCUCCAGAACCUCUCCUCUCCCCUGCCUUUGCUCACCUCCUGUACAGCACAAGAAGCUAAGAAUAAACAAGAGUUCAUGUCACCAAGUCGGCUGGAUGAAUAUUAGUGCCAACUCAGAAGGCCAGGCAGGAGUCGGCACUAAGAGCAGGACAUUCUAGAAAAUGCCAAGAGCACUUCCAUCCAUAUCUCACACAGCCAGGGUCUCCAAAAUAGGCAAGACGAGCUGUGACACAGCAGGAUGGACAAGGACCCUGCAGUGCACUAAAAUAGUCUGCGUGGUAACACACCCAACACUUGUCUUGCUUUUCAUGGAUGUGUGUGUGUGUGUGUGUGUGUGUGUGUGUGUGUGUGUGUGUGUGUGUGUGUUCUAGUGUUUCCAUGGGGUGGGGGAUAGCAAGGUGCUUGCGAUCUGAGUGGGAAAUCUCUGCCUUGGGCAAAGCUGUUGCAGACUCCUAGUUCCUGGCCAAAUCUCCAGGACUUUAAACUAGUUAUGUUACUUACUGACCUUUCACAAAGAGAUUUUCCUUGGAAAAAAAAAAAAAGACUUGUUCCAGUAACUUGGCACAGUGUAUGAAAUUAUGCAGUAACCCCAACACACACACACACACACACACACACACACACACACACACACACACACACAUUUUUAAAAAGCAUUUUGGAGACCACAAGGUCAGAUUCCAGCCUGUUGUGGAGAGUUUGAGUGUGAAGAAUUAUCCCAUGGAACCUCAUGAUUGCCCUUGUCAUUCUUCAGAUUAAAGAAUUCUGACUUCUGAGGAUUUCAUAGUUUCUCCGGACAAAAGUGACUUUAGUUUGUUACUUUUUGUAAAGUGUUACAUGAGCUGAGGGCAUGGUUUCAGAUAUAGCCCUUGCCUAGCAGGCUGGAGGUCCUAGUUCAACCCCCAAGUGGUGGCUGGGGGUGUAGGGGAGGCUACGUGAUGUAUGAGGUGUGCCAGAUAGUCAUUUCAAUAUGGCGGAAGGUUGGAUAUCAUUGACAUAGACCACAAUGUAGCUUCACGAUGUGAGAAUGCCUUCUCUACCAUAAACACACAUGACUAGGGAUUUGCCUUCUGAAGUCUGGGACUUUGGGAAAAGGAAUCCCACACUGUGGUUUCAUUUUUGCAUUCACUAUACACAGUAAGUAAACUAAGAACAUGUUGUAACCAUGUAUUUACUCUGCCAAGUGCCUAUAUGCCAAUAAAACAUUCAUCGCUGAAGGGCUGUCCAGAUACCUUUAUUUAGAAUGGGGCUGGCUUCAUCUUUAAGCAAAUGUCACACUGGAGCUGCAGGAACAGCCCUUAGAAAUGAAAGGGCAAGUCACUCCUGCUGGCUCUGGAAAUUUCACGCCUCUUGUUGUUGGGGAGAAAUCCACUGGGGCACGACUUGAUGUCCAAUGAAAUUCUGCUUUGAUAACACACAUGCUUAUUUUUCAAGGAAUUGGAUCAAUUCCACAAACCAGCAAUGGGCAAUUACUCUUGAUAUAAUUGAACGGCUGUUCAAACUUAAGUAUAUUUUCAGCGGGCGAGACUGAGUAAAACGUUCCUUCCUUCUGUAAUUAUAAAUAAAACAGUGUUUACUUACUAACA
Molecule: messenger RNA, 6180 nt
Organism: Rattus norvegicus (Norway rat)
Lineage: Eukaryota; Metazoa; Chordata; Mammalia; Rodentia; Muridae
Gene: Niban1
Product: niban apoptosis regulator 1
Cellular component (GO): membrane; cytoplasm
Source: RefSeq, a predicted model, not a curated record